Xyrichtys novacula (pearly razorfish) is the source of this 11719-nucleotide messenger RNA. NCBI's taxonomy places the organism in Eukaryota, Metazoa, Chordata, Actinopteri, Labriformes, Labridae. The record is from the annotation of a GenBank genome assembly.
UAUUUCAAGAGUACCCAGAUGCAGCGCCAAGAUGGCGGACCCAAAGAUAGAAAACCACAUUUACAAAACGCAAUAAGUUUCCGCAUUACCUCCGAUUGGCGGACCCAAAACAUGAACUUUGAACUUCUGCUUUGCGAUGCCAGAACAGUAGGUGGCGGUAUGUACCUACACUUUCUGACGGCAAAAUUUACAGAAGAAGAAGAACUCUCAGGAAGUUUGAAAAGAAGCAAGCCGUCCGCAUUCAUUCAAUCUCACAUCCGACCACUCAAACUAACCCUAACCCUGCAUUCCAUUGUUUCCAUCAUGGGAAAUCUAAGUGACGCUCUCAAAUUAACAGGAACAUUGCGCAGAAGAUAUGGACCGAGAAAACGGGCAGAGAUUUGGAGGUAUUUGUGCAUGCUCUAUAUUACAGUUGAAAAGUGUAUAACAGCUUUCCAAUGCUGUUACUUGUGGCGAACACCUUUUUGCUUGAGUUGAUGCGUGCCCGCAGGUGGAAUAAUGUCACAUGUCACACACAUUUUCUGUUGUUUUGAUUUAUUUACUCAUUCAUCAUUUUAUGUGCGCACCUGUCCUAAUCAACCCACCCAUUAAAUAGACAGGCACAAUAGCACCAUCUGCUGGCACAAAAAAUACAUAACAAUAAACUGCAAAACCCCAAUCUGGCUCCUACAAAGUGUAUGUGACAAGAUGAUUAACGUUUGCUUUUGUUAAAUCAGGGCUUCCCCAGCCAGGACUUCGGCUCAGACUGUGGCAUAUUCAUGUUGAUGGUAGGUCAUAACGCGCUGUAAUGCACAAAUAUUGUAUCUAGAAUAACUUUCCAACAUGGACUUUUUUAAAGUUAUCUCACAUGUUGUCUCAUAAUUUUUUUUUAAAAGUCUGCCAUGUACAUCGUUAUGGAGUCACAGUUUGACUACUCAGUUGUAAGUACUUUUCAACACGCAGUGUCAUCCUCAAGAUUGUAUUUUGUAUUGUGCACUAAAAUGAAAUACAAACAACAAUGUAGGUGCCAUAUGCAGAAGUGGUUAGGUUUGUGUGUGUUGACAUCAACUGUCUGGGCACGUCACGAGGGGGUGUGGUCAAGGCGCGGUGAUUGAAUGAUUGAAUGAAUGGACAUAUAGUCACCUGGGUGCUGCGGCGGCUGCAUGGAGAGGGGGUGAGUAGGGAGAGCGUAUUUUUUGUUGACCGCUUGAUUUAAACAUCAAACUAAGCCCAUAGAUCAUCUUGCCUUGCCUUGCCUUGCCCUGUCUGUCUGUUUGUGCGGCGUUGGAAAUAAAUGUGAACUCAGUCGGAAAACACGGAAAUGGCUUGUGGUUUGUGUAGCGAGUCACCAAUGCGGAAGCUCCCUCACUUAGCCUCUCAGUGACUGUGUUUUCGUUCCUAGUCACUAUAUUUUGUCAACAAAAAAGGAGUACCAACACCCGAACGGCAUAUACGGACGCGAUCACGCCACACGGUGUCUAACUGCAACGCCAGACUGAUCGCAACGUGGACUUCAGACCGGUAGGACUGUAUCACUCGCAUCCAUUCAUUCUGUGUAUGUUGGACGGAACGCAGUUUGAUUACAGCGCAUACAGCGCAUCCAUUGGGGAGCGCUGUGCGUGUGUGAAAGUCCGCUGAGACAGCCUGUCCUGCUCGUUGAGAGUAAAUACCUGUGGUGUUUUCCGAUGUUAAUUGAUGUGAAACAAUCUGUGGAAAAAUAAAACUAUGCUGGGUGUAUUGUGGAUUCACUGCGCGAACCACUGAACUGCCGAAUCUCAAAAGGACAAUAUGAGUGAAGCCAUGGAACAAGUGGAAAACAAUGAAACUGUGGUUGCUAAAAGGAAUGUGAAACUUACUGCAAAAGCAUUGGCAUAUAAAGUGGUAAAUCUACAAAAUGAACGUAAAACACAUGUGAAUAAAAUAAAAGGCUUAAUACCUGCAAUGAAAGAGCUGAUGAAACGAAAGGAAAAUGUACAGGAAGUGAAAUCUCAGUUGCAAACUAUUACUCAGCUCCUUGAUACUGCUAUCAACCUGCAUCAAACAAUAAUUCCACUGUUACCUGAGGAUGAAAAACUUAAACAGAAUGAUUGGUUCUCCAGUAUUGAACGUUACAGCAGUACAUUCAAGGAUGAUGUGAUUCAGUGGUUGGAUGAGAAUGAACAUGUUCUAAAUAUCGUGGAUAAUGAUGAGGCCGCAGCAACAAAGCAUGUGUGUGACCCUCAAAUAGAUGAUGCUUUACAGGCAGCAGCACAGGACACAGGCCCCAUCACACCUUAUGAAGGUCUACAGGAUGACGUGAACCCAAGUGAUAGCAUAUCAAAUGUGCAAAGCAAACGAUCUGCAAAAAGUGCUGUGAGUGGAAAAAGCUCUGGGAGUGGUAAAAGGUCCAACGUAUCAGGAACUUCUUCUGCUCGCAUCAAGGCAGAAGCUGAUUUAGCUGCACUGAUGGCACGGCAAAAACUUUUACAGGACAGACAUGCACUGGAAGAGGAGGAGCAGCAAAUACAGAAACGCAAGGAAAAGCUCAAGUUGGAUGAAGAGAUUGCUGCACACUUGGCUAAAGUGAGCGUUCUAAGGGCUGCAAGCAUAUCUGGUUCGAAAAGUACUACAACGGACAGGUCCAAUGCAAUGAGUUCCUACGUUAAAAAUGAACAAGAAACAACAAAGUUCAAUGUCAAUGCCACUCCUUUCAUUCCUCUGAGGCUGGAAACAUCUAAACAGCAAUCGAAAAUCAUGGACCGUGACCCUGUGACAAGGCCUAAAUCAGAUGGCUCGACCCAUGCUGCUCACUUUCAGCCUCCCACUUUAAAGAGCCACUUACCUGAUUUUAAUCCUCUGCUCAAUGCUCAUAAUGAUCACUUACAUCAUGGAAUCAGUCUUAAUGUUGGGGAUUCAGCAAGUCAUGGGGAGCAAAACAAUGUCCUUGAUAUCAUGAAAAGACAGAAUGAAAUCACAACACUACUGAUACAACAGCAGCAACAUGCGCUCUUGCCUAAAAGAGAUAUCCAGGUGUUUGAUGGUGACCCACUGCAGUUCCAUACGUUCCUGAGAGCCUUUGAAAACUGUAUUGAAAGCAAGUCCAACAGUCAUAGUGAUUGCCUGUACUUCCUCGAGCAAUACACUAGAGGUCGUCCAAGAGAUCUUGUGAGAAGCUGCCAGCAUAUGGACCCUAACAGGGGCUAUGCUCAAGCUAAAAUCCUAUUACAAGAACAUUUUGGGGAUGAACAGAGGGUUGCUGCUGCUUAUAUGGACAAGGCAUUGUCAUGGGCUCCAAUAAAAUCAGAGGACGUUAAAGCUCUCCAAGAUUAUAGCCUAUUUCUCAGAGGCUGCGCAAAUGCGAUGAACGAAGUGCAGUAUAUGUUUGAGAUGGAUAUGCCUGUUAACAUGCUGACAAUAAUAAAAAAACUGCCUUACAAGCUGAGGGAUCGAUGGAGGACAACUGCUUGUGAAAUACAAGAAAGACGUAACCAAGGGGCUACAUUUAAUGAUAUUGUCCAUUUCAUCGAAAGGCAAGCAAAGAUUCUAACAGACCCAGUAUUUGGAGACAUUCAAGACUCAUCACCAGCAGCAAACAGAGGCAUGAAUCGAACCAGCUUAAAACCUAGAUCUCGGCCAAAGGGAAGUAGUUUCGCUACAACAGUGACUACUGUACAGCACAAUUACACAGCAACAAAAGGAAGGAGGCCAGACACAACCUCAUCAGCCAAGAAAGUCUGUCUGUUUUGUGAGGGUGGGCACAUGUUGGAGUAUUGCUCUCGAAUGGAGAAGAUGACUCACACUGAAAAGAUCACCUUUUUAAGGGAAAAGGGAAUAUGCUUCGGCUGUUUGUGUAUAGGACACAUCAGCAAGGACUGUCGAAAGCGUCUAUCAUGUAAAGUGUGUAGUUUGAAACACCCCACAGUGCUUCACAUCCAUUCAAAGGAAAAGGACCCAGUGACAGAAGAAGAACCAGGCGCCGCAGUGGGCUGUGCUCUGGUAUCUAAUGGGCUGACUGGGGCUGGUGGCCAUGAGUGCAAGCUUCCUAUAGUUCCAGUAUUGGUUAAAUCCAAGAAAGGUAAUCAUGUAGUGGCUACUUAUGCCUUCCUGGAUCAAGGUAGCACGGCUGUUUUCUGCACAGUAAACCUCAUGAACAAGCUCAACCUCUCAGGAAAAAGGACAAGAAUCCUUUUGCGGACAAUGGGUCAGGAGAAGGUCGUUAACAGCUGUGUGGUCACGGGACUGGAGGUGGCCGGUUUGGACGGAGAGACGUACUGUGAUUUGCCCAACACCUAUACACAGGAGUGCAUGCCGGUGCAUAGAGGAAAUAUUCCACGUCAAAAGGAUCUCGAGAGGUGGGCAUACUUGAGAGAUGUUCACUUACCUGAUAUCGACUCCGAAGUUGAGCUGUUGAUUGGAACAAAUGUACCAAGGGCACUGGAACCAUUACAAGUCAUCCGUAGUGUGGACAAUGGACCGUAUGCCAUCAAGACUAUCUUGGGUUGGACUGUUAAUGGGCCACUGGGGGGAGACAGUGGCGAUGGAAUGGAUGUUGCGACCGUUAACAGAAUUUCAGUCCUGAACUUGGAGGAGCUCUGGCAGCAGCAGUUCAGAACAGAUUUCCCAGAAUGUGGCUACGAUGAGCAACCUGGCCAGUCAAGAGAGGACCAAAAGUUCAUGAAGUUGGUCCAGGAUUCAGCCAAGCUUGUAGAUGGUCAUUACCAGAUUGCAUUGCCCCUGCGAAGCUCCGUGACCAUGCCAAAUAACAAGAAGGUUGCCGAGCAGCGUGCUCUAAACCUGAAGAGGAGGUUCAAAAGGGACUCGUUAUUUCAUCAGCAGUACACUGAUUUCAUGAAUGAUAUGGUCACCAAGGGAUACGCAGAGCAAGUACCUUCAGAUGAGCUGGCACGUACUGAUGGAAGAUUGUGGUAUAUCCCACACCAUGGUGUGUAUCACCCACAAAAGGGAAAAAUCCGUGUGGUUUUUGACUGUGCUGCCACUUUCCAGUCGGCAUCUCUCAACGCUCAACUGCUGCAAGGGCCAGAUCUCACUAGCUCGCUGAUUGGCGUCCUGGCCAGAUUCCGGAAAGAACCGGUAGUGAUCAUGGCAGACAUAGAGUCCAUGUUUCACCAAGUAAAGGUGCCAAGGGAAGAUGCUGAUCUACUGAGGUUUCUCUGGUGGCCCAACGGUGACUGCACCCAAGACCUGGUAGACUUUAGAAUGAUGGUACAUCUUUUUGGUGCAACGUCCUCACCAAGUUGUGCUAACUUUGCAUUGAGGAAAUGUGCUAAGGACAAUGAAGAACAGUUCUGCCGAGAGACCAUUGAGAGGAUUCUGCACUGCUUUUAUGUGGACGAUUGUCUGGUAUCGACGGCCAGUGAGGAAGAAGCAGUGGCACUGUAUCAUGACCUGGUCUCUGUAUGUGCCAAAGGAGGCUUUAAGUUGACCAAAUGGAUGAGCAAUAGCCGUGCAGUGAUGGCAGCAAUUCCAGGGGACCAAAGAGCUAAGGGCAUGAAGGACCUGGAUUUGGACCAUGACCUGCUACCAGUGGAGAGGGUGCUCGGGGUGCAAUGGUGCAUCCAGUCUGAUGUCUUCAAGUUUAGAAUCCUGGUGCAGGACAGGCCCCUGACAAGGAGGGGGAUCCUCUCUGUCAUCAGUUCAGUAUAUGAUCCCCUAGGAAUCCUGAGUCCCAUUGUUCUUUCUGCCAAGAUCAUCCUGCAGGAGCUGUGUAGGCAAAGACUCGGUUGGGAUGACCCUAUACCACCAUCAGCUGCACAGGAAUGGACGAGCUGGUUAGAGGAGCUCCAUCAGUUAGAGCACUUCCAGGUUUCGCGGUGCCUUAAACCCCCAGACUUUGGUGAGGUCACUGUGGCGCAACUGCACCAUUUUACAGAUGCAAGUAAUAAUGGUUAUGGUGUAGUGACCUACCUUCUCCUGCGGAAUGCAUGUUCCCAGAUGCACAGCAGCUUUGUCAUGGGAAAGUCCAGGGUGUCUCCUUUGAAGCCAGUCUCAAUACCCCGCAUGGAGCUCACAGCUGCUACAAUGGCAAGCCGUCUGGACACCUUUUGGAAAAAGGAGUUGCACAUGUCAUUAAUAGAGUCAACAUUUUGGACUGACAGCACCUCUGUGCUGAAGUACAUCAGGAAUGAGACUUCCAGGUUCCGUACCUUUGUCGCCAACAGGGUAGCAGAAAUACUCAAAGUGUCAGAUCCAUCGCAGUGGAAGUAUGUAAACACCCUAAGCAAUCCUGCAGAUGUGGCCUCCAGGGGACUGAGGGUUGACAUGUUCCUGAGGAACAAGGCGUGGUUGUCAGGACCUGCAUAUCUCCUGCAACCUGAGCGAGACUGGCCUGUGAGUCCAGAUUGCUUGGGCGAACUCCUGCUGAACGAUCCAGAAGUCAAGGCCAGUGUGGCAGUGAAUGCAGUGCAGGCCUCAGAGGAUGUGGAUGCAACCACUCAACUAAUCCAUCAUUUUUCCUCUUGGACCCAUCUGAGAAGGGCUGUGGCUUGGUUUCUCAGGCUAAAAAACAUGCUGCGGGGUCUCAGCCAGAAGAGGACUGACUCUGCGUCCACUCAGUCGGAGUCAGGGAAACAACAAAGACCGUCCUCGGAGCUUGGAAAAGGAGGGUUCAAAGACCUGGCACCGAGAGGUUUCCUCACGGUAGACGAGUUGCAGGUAGCUGAAAAGGAAAUCAUCAGGUUUUGUCAGAGGAAGAGGUUUCCUGAUGAACUCUCUAGUUUGCAGAAGGGCGAAAGUGUGAAAAGGAGAAGUCACAUCUUCAAGCUCGCUCCUGUGUUGGAGGAUGGUAUCCUGAGGGUUCGUGGUCGGUUGAGCCGAGCAGCCUUACCUGAAGACGCAAAACACCCUGCCAUUCUGACCAAAGAGCUCCACAUUUCAGACGUUCUCCUAAGACACAUACAUCAACAAGUUGGUCAUGGAGGACGCAACUACAUGUUGUCCAAACUACGUGAAAGAUACUGGAUUCCUGGGGUCAGCACAGCCAUAAGGAGAAUUUUGUCAAAGUGUGUUGUCUGCCGCAGGUUGCAAGCUGCCCCAGGGUGUCAGCUGAUGGCUGAUCUUCCUGUUGACAGGGUCUGCCCAGACAAACCUCCAUUCACCAGAGUCGGUGUGGACUACUUUGGACCAUUCGAGGUUAAGAGCCGGAGGAGCAUUGUAAAGAGAUAUGGAGUCAUGUUCACCUGUUUGGCAAUACGGGCUGUUCAUAUCGAAGUGGCUCCUUCGCUGGAUACAGACGCCUUUAUUAAUGCACUACGACGAUUCAUGGCAAGACGUGGCCAAGUCCAAGAAAUUCGAUCAGACAAUGGAACGAACUUUAUUGGAGGAGAGCGUGAGCUGAGAGAGGCUAUCAGAGGUUGGAAUCAAGCUCAGAUAAAUGGUGUUCUUCUUCAGAAGGAGGUGAAAUGGAUUUUUAACCCCCCAGCUGGAUCGCACCAUGGUGGUGCCUGGGAAAGGUUGAUCAGAUCAGUGCGCAAGGUCUUGAACUCCAUCUUGAAAGUUCAAAAUCUGGAUGAGGAGGGAUUGCACACUGUCCUCUGUGAGGUGGAAGCAGUCAUUAACGGCCGUCCAAUUACUAAGGCCUCAACCGACCCUAACGACCUCGAAGCUCUGACGCCUAACCAUCUCUUGCUGUUGAAAACCUCUCCUUCCCUGCCACCUGGGCAGUUUCAAAGAGAUGACAUCUACGCUCAUCGACGCUGGAGGCAGGUCCAGUACAUGUCUGAUUUAUUUUGGAAGCGAUGGACUAAGGAGUAUUUGCCACAGUUGCAGGAACGUCAGAAGUGGACUGGUAUCAAGCGCAACUUUGUAGAAGGGGACGUUGUGCUUAUUGUGGAUGAAACAGCACCACGGAACUCGUGGGUCAUGGGAAGGGUUAUCCAAACCUUCCCAGACAGAAGAGGAUUUGUGCGACGGCUGCAGAUCAAGACCAAGACCAGCUCCUUGGAAAGGCCCAUAACCAAAGUCUGUCUUCUGCAGGAAUCGGACGCCUGACUCUUCCGUUCUGGGAGGACAGUUUGAUUAACUUUACUGACCGACAGCACGACAUGACUUUCCUCCGUGAAGCUGUGUGUCUGAACUUUUGAACUUUUGAACUUGGCUAGACUUGACUUGUGUUCCAGGAAGAAGAGCACAUUGAUGAACUGUAUUGAUGGACUAUUACAAGAACAUUGGUGGAUUUCGUGGUUCGUUUAUUUGUCAUAGUGUAAUUAUUAUAAUGGUAAUAAUUAGGGGCUGGGUUGUAGGUGCCAUAUGCAGAAGUGGUUAGGUUUGUGUGUGUUGACAUCAACUGUCUGGGCUGCACCUUUCAUGCACGUCACGAGGGGGUGUGGUCAAGGCGCGAUGAUUGAAUGAUUGAAUGAAUGGACAUAUAGUCACCUGGGUGCUGCGGCGGCUGCAUGGAGAGGGGGUGAGUAGGGAGAGCGUAUUUUUUGUUGACCGCUUGAUUUAAACAUCAAACUAAGCCCAUAGAUCAUCUUGCCUUGCCUUGCCUUGCCCUGUCUGUCUGUUUGUGCGGCGUUGGAAAUAAAUGUGAACUCAGUCGGAAAACACGGAAAUGGCUUGUGGUUUGUGUAGCGAGUCACCAAUGCGGAAGCUCCCUCACUUAGCCUCUCAGUGACUGUGUUUUCGUUCCUAGUCACUAUAAACAAUUUCAGCAUGACAUGCCUGUUUGGCGGCGAUGGUGGUGCCUGUUGCUCCUGGAGAACAAUUCUUUGAACAGGUAGACAGUUUAAGUAAACUAGAUGUCCUAAUUAACUGGAAGACAAUCAAUAUAUUGUACUUAAAGACAUAUUGUCAUUACAGUUGUGGGAAAAUCUUCGCCCACUGGACCAAAGAAUGUCAAGAGCUCAUUGCUGGAAAGCAUACUCCGGUCUUCAGUCUAAAGAGGAAGGCAGAGCAGCAGGACAUAGAGGUUAGAAAAUUGCCUUGUAAAAACAGUAUUAUCUCAGUGGGAGUCCUUCAAAAUGCACACAGUUGUAUGGAUCAACAUUGUCUCGAUGUAUUUGGUAAUUGAUGUUACUUUUCAAAUUGCCUUGUCAAGGAAACCAUGACGCAGACGGUAUCGGAUGUCCAAAGGAUGUGCAUGGCAGAUUCAAUGCAAUUCUGUGUCUACCAGACAUCGAACAACACAGGAGAGAGGUGUGUUGCAGACUCAAUUUAAUAUAUGCAAUUAUCGGGGCCUAUUCAGUGAUUUUCCAUGAAGUGACCACUUUUACAUAUAGUUUAAAUGCACGAAUCAUGCAGGAAAAUUAUUUAUACAUUCAAAUGUGCUGCAGAGGUAUAAUCAAUUGGACAGCGUGUUUGUUUAAUAUUAUGUUUGUCUCUCAUUUGAUCAGAUUGCUUUACCCUGAGGUAAACGUCAUAAAAUGGGUCCAGUGCAAGACGUGCAGGGGCUGGCUGCAUCAGGAUUGUGCUGGGAUUGAAAUGGAGCCGUUUGACUGCGGGUGCGAGGACUCCAUUGAGCAUCAUCGGUAUAACAUAAUUUAUCAAGGAAACAUAGUAUCAGUCAAAAAUACGAGGCUCAAAGGAUGAAAAAAUGAGGGCUUGCUCUUUUCUUAUUUCUCUGCAGGAUCAAGGAUGCUGUUGACAGUUGAGGAAUUCAUGCUGUCUUUUCUAAGACACAGAUCAAGGUUGCUUUUGAAUGCACUAUCAGUUGUUAAAGCCACCGUUUCUUUUUCAGAUGAUUACAUUUUUGUCUCUUGCUCUUUGGUUUCAGACAUUACACGAUGAUCUACUGUCUGGAAAGAUCCGCUCCAACAGAAUGUUCCUUUGGAGGAAUCCCGCCACCUCACUCCGACUAAAGCAGCAUCUUAAGAUAAGGACACUAAGUUGGAGUGAGCAGCGCGUAAGUAAAAAUGCCAUCCAUCAUGAGUAUUUUUACUCUCAGGGGUGUUACAUUUGAAAGGUGUUUACUUUCUGUGUUUUUCUUCAAUAGAUGUUCGAGCUCCUGCGGUUCAUUGAGGUGGCAACAAACAUUUCUAAAAAAAUAAAGAGAGGCGAGAUUUAUCUGCUUGAUUUCGUUUUUGACGUCAUGCUCCCAGAGGUGAGUAGAUCAAACUAUAUAGCUUGCUUUGAAAAUUGAUGAUAUUGUUAAGAGGUUGUUCUUAUUCAUUUGGAAAGCUCAAGAACAACAAUUAACCCAUACUGCAUAACUUCAAUUGUUCACAUUAUUUGACUGUUUUUCAGCUUUUGAUCAAAGCACUGAAGGAGCAUGGCAUCAACCGGUUCAGAGCAGAGCUGAUGAUGGCCUGUGGCAACGUGUUUUAAGCCCCCCACCACACCGACGGCAGUGCUGAAUUUUGUAUAUAUAUAUAUUUUUUUUUUACUGUUCACAAUUUUGUUUGGAAAAAAUUAAAGAAAUCUUCAAAGCAGUUGUAUGACAAUUUCCCAUUUCUUUACACAGUCUGUAAUGAUAUCGCUAUUCAAUUGUUUUUGCUAUAUGGCUCUUCUGAACCUUAAAGAGAUCAUGUGACUUGUCUCUACAACUAUUGUAUACUUGGAUUUUGCACAGUCAAGCAAUCCUGAAGAGGUUCACCAGGAAGCACACCAUUUCAUAAAUCAUGUCCCUGGUUACACAAUGUUACUAAAGGAUGGGGGGAGUAAAUUUGUGCAGCAACAUAAGCACUCUCAUAAAACAUAAUUAUGAACAACAGAAAAUAUGUGAGGGUCAGGGCAACAUUGUUGACAUUAAACGAGGUCCUAAUAGGAGUGGAGAAACAAGGUCACAGAGAAGUUAAGAAACAUUGAUGUGCUGUGUAAUAAAGCUAUUGGAGAGAAAAGUUAGAAAACACUGUUAUAUGAUGUGUAACGAGAGGUUAAAACAGUCCAUACUUGUAGCAAACUCUUACAAAAGAAUUUGAGUAAGAUGAUAACUUCUACAUACAUUUACCUAUUCUGACAAAUUAUCAGAAUAUGAGGACAUCAGGCUAUAUAUACAUAUUACUGUAAACUUCAGAAUUAAAUCAGAACAAAACAGUAGUCAUAGUUAAUACAUAAACGUUUUAUUUUGAUUUUUAGCUCAAUAAUAAAUUUAAUUCGAUUCUUAUGGAAUGAACGGAGCAAAAAAAAAAGGAUCCGGCGACUAAAUCCGACUACCUGAAGUAUUUCGGCGCCGGAAGUCCGCCAACGAGAAAGCCUUUCCACCGGAAGUAAUUGUUUUGGGUCCGCCAAUCGGAGGUAAUGCGGAAACUUAUUGCGUUUUGUAAAUGUGGUUUUCUAUCUUUGGGUCCGCCAUCUUGCGCUGCAUCUGGUCACCUCUCAAAUAUUUAGCUAAUAUGCAAAUUCACGGUCGGAAACCGGAAGUGCCAAAAUAAAAGCUCCUAAGGCCAUAUUGAUGAUUCUUGUGUCGAAAAAAACCCCGAAUUAAAACCAAUUCAAGGGGAGAACAAAUACUUGGGGUGACGUUUCGUGUUUAUAACUACCUACAAUAGCAACAGCAACAACAAAAACUUUAUUAGAAAGACUCGAGUUUUCAGUGUCGCUUCUCCGUGUGGCGCGGACACUGUACAAACACACGCACACACACAUGCAGGCGCACACAUGAUAGUGGAAGUGGAAAAUCCGCCCAAAAAAAAACCACACAAGAUGUGCAGACAACCUGCGCCAGACUCUUCUAAAUGGCAGUCAAUGAAUUAAAUUAAGCUAAUAAAUAAAUAAAUGAACAAAUGACCCAAAAGACAAAGUAGCAAAAGAGAUCAUGGAGAGUUUCAAACCCCGGUUUCCUGCGUCCGAGUCAUACGCGCAACCC